Molecule: messenger RNA, 2762 nt
Organism: Spinacia oleracea (spinach)
Lineage: Eukaryota; Viridiplantae; Streptophyta; Magnoliopsida; Caryophyllales; Amaranthaceae
Product: oligopeptide transporter 9
Exons: 6
Coding region: 305-2542 (745 amino acids)
Biological process (GO): transmembrane transport
Molecular function (GO): oligopeptide transmembrane transporter activity
Source: RefSeq, a predicted model, not a curated record
CUUCUUUGUUUAAGGUAGAAUUUCGUGAGAAUUUAUUUACAACCCACAUAAACUCUCAACAACCCACCUCCAAAAUCCAUCCAAUUACAAAAAAAAAUCUCAUCUUCCUAUGAUUCUAUAAUCUUAUCCAAAAUUCAUUCUCUGAUUCUCAUCCUUCCUCGAGAAUCUCACCAAAACAAGGAAUCUCCCCCCUCAAAAACCCUAUAAAAUUAAACAGAAUCUUCAACCAUCAUUAUAUUCUCCAUAAAACUCCUAUUAUCCUCUGUCACAUUAUAGUUUUCUCAUCCAUAAUAAUAAAAAAAUUAUGGGUGAGAUUGUUGAAGAAACAACAAUGGAUUCUUUAACAAAAAACAAAGAUAAAAACUUUAACAAUGUAGAUGAAGAGUGUUCAAUAGAACAAGUGAAUCUAACCGUACCAAAAACAGAUGAUACAACCAUCCCUGUAUCAACAUUCAGAAUGUGGGUUCUUGGUUUAGCUUCAUGUAUUUUGCUGUCUUUUGUGAAUCAGUUCAUGUGGUAUAGGCAAAAUCCGAUGAUUAUUACGUCGAUUUCGGCUCAAAUUGCGGUUGUUCCUCUUGGUCAUCUUAUGGCUAAAACAAUCACAACUAGGGUGUUUUUUAAGGGGACUAGUUGGGAGUUUACAUUGAAUCCUGGUCCUUUUAAUAUGAAAGAACAUGUUAUGAUCACCAUUUUUGCUAAUGCUGGUGCUGGGACUGUUUAUGCUACACAUGUUUUGAGUGCUGUUAAGCUUUACUAUAAGAGGAAACUCUCCCUUCUUCCUGCUGUUCUUAUUAUGUUGACCACUCAGCUACUGGGUUUUGGAUGGGCUGGUCUAUUCAGGAAGUACCUCGUCGAGCCAGUAGAAAUGUGGUGGCCUAUUAAUCUAGUUCAAGUCUCAAUCUUUAGGGCUCUACAUGAAAACGAAAAGAGAGACAAAGGAGGCAUAACAAAAACACAAGCUUUCCUUAUCAUACUAUGUUGUGCUUCUGCUUACUGUGUACUACCUUCCUACCUCUUCAUAAUGACAACAGGCUUUUCCUGGUUAUGUUGGAUUGCACCAAAAUCUGUUUUAAUGAACCAGUUAGGUUCAGGAAGUCAGGCUCUCGGCAUUGGCUCUUUCGCCAUUGACUGGUCAACGAUCUCUUCGUACUUAGGGAGUCCUUUGGCUAGUCCUUGGUUCGCGACUGCUAAUGUUGCUGCAGGUUUUCUGAUCACAAUGUAUGUUGUGAUACCGUUUUGUUACUGGUUUGACGUGCUUAAAGCGAAGAGUUUCCCUAUAUUUUCUCAGAGUCUUUAUAAGGCUGAUGGAUCACUGUACAAUAUCAAAAGCAUUGUUUCGCCGGAGUUUACAUUGGAUAAAGCUGCAUAUGCUAGAAAUGGCCCUUUAUAUCUUAGCACUUUCUUUGCUGUGACUUAUGGUCUUGGUUUUGCUACACUUUCUGCUACCAUUGUCCAUGUCUUUAUUUUUAACGGAAGGGAAAUAUGGGGACAAGUGAAGGGAGCUUUCGGAGAAUCAAAGAAAGUAGACAUACACACGAAGAUGAUGAAGAGCUACAAACAAGUACCAAAUUGGUGGUUUUAUGUUAUUUUAGUGUCAACCAUUGCUUUGACCGUAUUUACUUGCGAGUAUUACAAGGAAUCACUACAAUUGCCAUGGUGGGGUGUUCUGCUUGCUUGUGCAAUUGCUUUCUUCUUCACCCUUCCUGUAGGAGUUAUACAAGCCACUACAAAUCAGCAACCAGGUUUGAAUAUCAUCACAGAAUACAUUAUCGGAUACAUGUAUCCAGGGAGACCCGUUGCCAAUAUGUUGUUCAAGGUCUAUGGCUACAUCAGUAUGGUUCAAGCCCUGAACUUCCUCCAGGACUUCAAGCUUGGUCAUUACAUGAAGAUCCCACCUAGAAAAAUGUAUAUGGCUCAGGUUGUUGGCACAUUAGUAUCAGUAGCAGUCUACACCGGAACAGCAUGGUGGGUGAUGGAAACAAUCCCACACAUCUGUGACACAACACAAUUACCCCCCGACAGUCCAUGGACCUGCUCAUACGACAAAACGUUCUACUCCGCUUCAGUAAUAUGGGGUCUAGUGGGCCCACGCAGAAUCUUCGGAAACCUCGGUUACUACUCACACAUCAACUGGUUCUUCCUACUAGGAGCCAUCGCACCAUGCCUAGUUUGGGUCGCAACCAAGGCAUUCCCUAGACAGAAAUGGAUCGGACUCAUUAACAUGCCGGUUCUAAUGGGUGCAACCAUGAUGAUGCCACCGGCUAGCGCGGUUAACUUUAUUAGUUGGAUCAUUGUCGGGUUUAUUUCAGGGUACAUUGUACUAAGGUAUCGUCCAAAGAUGUGGGAAAGGUAUAACUAUAUUCUUUCGGGUGGUCUUGAUGCUGGAACUGCUUUUAUGACGAUUCUUCUGUUCUUUUCGUUGCAAUAUGUUAGGAAUAUUGGGAUUGAUUGGUGGGGGAAUCAUACGGAUGAUGUUAUGUGCCCGUUGGCUCGGUGUCCUACGGCCAAAGGGAUUGUUGUUGAUGGUUGCCCUGUCUACUGAGUGUUUUGGUUUCUGUCUAGUUGAUUUGCAGAUUUUUUUUGUUCAUAGGAAUAAUAGGGAUUGUUAGGGAGGUGUUAGUUUCUUUUUUUGUUUAAAAUGUAAAUAUUUCUCUCAGAAGGGGUUUGUGAUUUGAUUUAUUAAGCUCCCAAAAGGCAAGGGAGAUAUCUAGGACUACACAAUGAAUAUACUUGCAUAUGAAGUACUCGUUAGUUGACUCUCA